Messenger RNA from Durusdinium trenchii, 636 nucleotides. The record is from the annotation of a GenBank genome assembly. Lineage: Eukaryota; Dinophyceae; Suessiales; Symbiodiniaceae.
GCUUACAACGCGGACGUGCAGGAGGACGUGAACAUCGACUUCGUGAAGGUGAAGAACUUGGAAAUGGUGACCGGGGACUGUGAGCCCAUGGCCGAAGAGGAUGGGCACCCCUUGGGCAAGAAGUUGAGUGAUGAUGGGUGGAUUGUUGCCACCAAGGGCAGCCAAGAUGGGAUUGGUGCCCUAGUUGCCGGGACUGAGCGUGAAGACGAGAAAACUAGCUACAAGGGGGACAAGUCGAGCUCAGCCCAAGUGGGGGAUUGGAACCUGGAGUUGCUUUCAGAAUGUUAUAAUGGCUUGAGCUACAGCAUGGAUAUCGAGAAGGCUCUGAACACUGAGAAGCGAAACUUCAACUACACCACAUCCAAGGAAUUGAUGGCCUUUGGAGACUACACUCGAACCUUCUUCAGCGAGAGUGCCCGGGAGAAGUUUGUUGACAUGCUGACGCAUGAUCUAUUUGGACUACCAGUUUUGCUUUGUUCUUUCCUGCUUGGAGCGAGCCUUUGGAUGAUCCUGGGACAGCGCGUGAAGGGGUGCAGAUGCAGAAAGAGACCCGGUGUGGGCCAAGCCUUGAUCUUCCUCGACAGCUGGGUUGGUGCAAACUCAAGGCGUGAAGCAUUCACGAACUGGCUGACGUAG